This is a messenger RNA of Cyanistes caeruleus (blue tit), 1446 nucleotides long. Lineage: Eukaryota; Metazoa; Chordata; Aves; Passeriformes; Paridae. The record is from RefSeq and is a predicted model, not a curated record.
CUGAGUGUAUUUUGGAGCCACUGUCUCUGCCAGAAAGUCCAGGUGGUGUUGAUGCUGUAGAAAGUCCUCCCUAUGUGCCUUGUAUUUUCUGCACAGAAUGCUAUGUCUUAGCAGAACAAAACCAGCUCCUGAAGCACAUGAUUAUUGAACACAAGCUUGUCAUAGCAGAUGUGAAACUGGUUGCAGAUUUUAGAAGCUACAUCUUGUACUGGAAGAGGAGAUUUGCAGAACAGCCUAUCACAGACUUUUGUAGUGUGAUAAGAACAAAUUCAAAAGCUCCAUUAGAGGAACAGGACAAUUAUUUUCUUUUAUGUGAUGUUUUACCAGAAGACAGGUUACUCAGAGAACAGCUUCAGCAAAAGAGACUGAAAGAAAUUCUAGAACAGCAACAACAAGAGAGAUAUGACACAAGUUUUCAUAGUGUGUGUAUGUUCUGUGAUCAAGAAUUCACAGGAAACAGAUCUGUUCUUCUCAAUCAUAUGGCAAGAGAGCAUGCCUUUAACAUUGGGCUGCCAGAUAACAUUGUGAACUGCUAUGAGUUUUUGGCUGUAUUACAGGGAAAGCUUGACAACUUGCAGUGUUUAUACUGUGAAAAAGUCUUCAGAGACAAAAACACACUUAAAGACCACAUGAGAAAGAAGCAGCAUCGCAGAAUCAAUGCCAAAAAUAAAGAAUAUGACAAAUUUUAUAUCAUUAAUUACUUGGAAUUUGGAAAGUCUUGGGAGGAAGUGCAGUCAGAGGAUGACCGGGAAUUACUAGAUAACCUAGAAGAAGAUUGGUCUGACUGGGAAGAGUAUCCUGUAUGUGCAGUUUGUCUGUUUUGUGAACAACAGGCAGACACCACAGAAAAACUGGAUCUUCACAUGCAGAAAUCACAUGGAUUUCACUUUCCCAAAAUAAAGUCAGAGCAUGGUCUGAACUUCUAUCAGCAAGUAAAACUAGUGAAUUUCAUCAGAAGAGAAAUCCAUCACUGUCGUUGUUACAACUGCCAGGAGAAAUUUGAAUCCAAACAAGAAUUGAUAAGUCAUAUGGAAGAGACCAAACACAUUGCAUUCCUGCCAGCCAGGUCUACAUGGGAUCAACCACAGUAUUAUUUUCCUACCUAUGAAAAUGACACACUCCUGUGUACGCUGUCAGACAGUGAAGAUGCAAAAACUGAGGAUCAAAGUGAAGAAGUGCCUGUUGUAAGCGAAGACAUAUCCGGUCUAAAAGCUCUCAAACAGAGCAGUGUUUUAAACCAGCUUCUGUACAAAGAGAACAGGAAUCAGGAGAAAUUCUGACCUGGAAGUACAGUGGCUGACCCUUAGUGCUUUUUCUGCAAGACAAAAAAAACAAAAACAAAAACAUUAUUUCAAUACUAUUGGAAUACAGUUAAACUCACAAAUGUUAUUGUCAUUGGAGAAUUCACAGUAGAAAAUGAAUGCUAAAUAAAAAUUUAAGUGUUAA